AGUGAGAGUUUUCGCACCGCAGCUCAGUAACGCAGUAAGUGCGCUCCUCGCUCACAUAAGCCUACUCGUGCCCGCGCGCCUGAGCCUAUCCCCCACGCGCGCCGGUAACUCUCUCUCUCUCGUGGAGCGCGCGACGUCCCUUUAUCGUCUCCACACCUGCACCCUCGCGGUAUGGGACUCCUGAGUGGUCGAGCGCUCGCGCUCUUUCCUCUCCUGCUCGCACUCCUGGCGUGGUUCGCCGCGGGACUCGCGGGCGCGGACGGCCGUGUGUUCCUGCUUGAGUUGCGGAAUGGUUCAGAUGCAAGCUUUGAGGCAGCUUCACAUGCAUGCAAGGUUCAGGGUGCGCGGGUGGCAUCGGGAAUGGAGCUCCGUCAUGCCGUGGUGGAGUGUGCCUUCUCUGCCUGCACAAGAGGAUGGCUUACUGGCCCCAGCAUCGGGACCACAGUGUGCAAGAGCAUGGCUGGGAGCUUACGGGCUGUGGACAUGCGUGUGGAGAAUGUGACUGAGACAUCUGAGUUACCGGCUACAUUCUGUGUAAAAGAUACAGGAGCUCCAUGUGGAGCGCCACCAUCAUUCCCUAACACACACCUGCAGGGACAGACAGGACUGGAGCUGGGUGAUGAGCUUCUCUAUGCCUGUAACCCAGGAUACACUCUGCCAAAUGGAGAGACAGCCUUCAGCCUGCUGUGUGACAGCUGUGGAGAAUGGUAUGGCCUGGUGCAGCUCUGCGUCAAAGAUAAUGCUGAGGCCUUUAUCGACUAUGAAGACAAGCUCCCAGAUGACCAUCAUCUGUAUGAGGGCCUGGAAGAGGUGCAUCAUGUGAGUCUGGUGCCUGAUGUCACUGAAAUCGCUGAACUUGAAGAGGAGGAAGAGUCUACACCUGAACCUGAGCAGGACGAGCAUGUAAUGGUAGAGGAAGAGGAUGUCACUGAUGAAGAAGACCCUGCAGUGUCUGUAACAGAGCCUCCAGUGUCCCAGCUUAGCCAGAAACAUAUGUUCUGGUUCCCUUCAGAGGCUUUCAAGGAGGAGGAGCAUCCCAUCACCACCACACAAACAUCCAUUAAAGCUCCCACCCAUGAUGAGAACUACAUCAUAGCCAAAACAGAUGACAGGCAACCAGAGGCUGAGAUAACCACAGAAGAAAAUGGUGGAGAACACCUAACUCCACCUCCGACUGACAAGCAUGUUGGUCACAGUGUGAGCAGCACAGAGGACUCAUGGCUGGAUGGAUACCCUAUUCCACAAGAGGAGGAGAAAGCAGGUGCAGGGUCUACAGAUGAGGCAGGGCCUUGGGUGGAUGCUGAGAGUGAGGAUGCAAAGGUGGAGGGGUUUAAAACUGUGACGCACAGUCCUGAAGAGGCAGGUGUGGGAGGAGUUAUCCAUGGCCACCGGGAGAAAGGGACAGAAGGUACAUCUAAGACAUUUGAAGAGCAGGACAUUGGGAAAGGUACUGAGGAAGAAGAGGCUGAGGUUGUGACUGAAGGUACUGAAGGGAAGUCUUAUGGGGGCAUGUUUCCCAGCUAUGAGGAGGGUUAUCAAGGAGUUACUGAUGCACCUAGAGGCAAGAUCUCCGAUGGAGUCACAGAGCUGUCAGAAGAAUUAGUGACAGAGGACACUAGAAUAGAGGAGAUGGAAGGAGAUGUCAAGGGACCAGCAGAGGUGGAAUCCAAGGAUGUGACUGACAAAUCUAAAGAGGUUUUUCAUAGUGUAACUGACACCGCAAAUGAUGUGGAGAUGAGCCCUACUUCUUUCACUGGCUUCACUCAGAUCACAGCUGGCCUAGAUGACAUGACCUUCAACAAAAGACCAAUACCCUAUACGCCCAGCUCUGCUCCUGAGAAUGUCAGUACCAGCCAGGAAAGAAUGGGUUUCGAACACACAAUCACACCUUCAGGCAUGGCACCUCUGGACACCACACCUACUGAAGAGGUCCACAUUGUAAGCAAUGUGGUCACACCCACAAUCAGUGUCUCUUGGGAAACAAAAGACUUUGGCCAUUUCCUGGAACAGAUUCCCACCAAAGAGGGUGAUAUCUCAGUUGAAAGCCAUGACAAUCGGAGUGUAAUGGAAGGAGACACAGAUCAACAGGAAAAAGCAGGGAAUGGAGCUUGUGGGGUUGGCCCUUGCCAAGUAGCUGGUCGUGGGCCAACCAUCGCAGCCAUCAUCGUUGGAUUAGUAGCAGCUGUUGUUGGUGUGGCCUUAGGUGUGUGGUGUUACAAAAGGAGGCAACAGAAGAGCUCUCACUAUCAGCUCAAUGGAACUAAUAGACAACCACAAUGUAUCGAGCUCCAGCAGACUGUGUAAUCUAACAUGCAUAGCUUACAUAAACAACAUACGUAUUUGAACAUUAUGAUCUACGUCCAACUUCAUACACUAAUCUACACACACAAUCUGAGGAUUCAAGCUUUAGCUCUUCCCACACUAGGAAGGGUGACAGCAGAUAGAAAUUGUGUAUUGCUUCAAUGCUUUGUUAAUACAUAUUUCUAUUUCUCAUACUUGCUUUGCAACAUGCAUGUUAUUUUUAUUGUUGUGUUUAUCUAUAUUUGAUGUCUUGUUUUUAGAUUAGGUUUGUAAAUUUAAUUUCAUAGUGUGGACUGCAUUUGAGGUGUGGGUCAAUGCAUACAUGGGAGAUGUUUUUCUAUGUUAACGCAUUUGUCUGUGUGUAUGCGCUUGUCUUCUGUGAGUGAGUGUGACUGUGAGAGUGUGAGGGGUGUUUCAGUGGACAUGUGAAAGCGACUGCUGGAUUCUGUGAGUUCUGGAAGUCUCAGUGUUACACAUUGGUGUUAGGCCUAGUUUGUGUCUGCAGACAUUCCGGUGAGAGGAAAUGAAGGUUCACCUGAUUGACUUUAAAAAAAAACGUUGGUGUUUCUGAAUGGAAUCCACUUUAAAUUACUUUAAAUAUGUUUUGUAUCAUUUUUUUUGUCCUUAAGCUAUAGGAGGGCAUGGUGGUGUGCAAUUGAUCUUCUAGAAAGCAAACUGAAAAAGCAUUAUUAUAUCCCCUAAAACACCCUUUCCCAGUAUAUUUUGACCAAUAUAACUAAAAUCACUGAAUGUAAAUACUGAAAAUAUCUACUGAUAGAUAAAAAACAUAGUAGGUAUGUCUCACUACCUACUGAGCUGUCUUUCUCAUCACUAUCUACAUGAGCAGUUGUCUAGAUAUGUAGCAUUUUAGCUAUAAAAAAAAACAUUAAAAACAGCCUAUUUCAACAAUUCAGUUAGAGAAUGGUCACAUUAUCUGUUGUUCCUUUCCCUUACAAGGUUAAUCUUGUGUUGGCUUUAUACACCUCAGCCGCAAGUGUCACCAGUAUGUUUGUGAAGAUUGCUGACUUAGUUGCUAGGCUACCUACGUAUAAGAACCAAAUAAUCCUCAUGGUUCUUGCUAGAUAACCAAAACUGCCUCGCAUAGCUGAGACAAUUGAUUAGCUAGCUAUUACCUAGAUAAUCGUUCACAACAGGAAUGUAACAAUUAAACACAUUAGCUAAGCUAAUUUCUAUUUGAAUAUGCUGAAGGGCCAGCUAGUUUGUCAAUAUAAAUGACCAAAAUCAUAAAUGAAAUGAGUGUAAUGGAAUAUCACUGCUAUAGCAAAAUAGCAUAGAUGAAUGUAGAUAAUCAAAAGUUAAACCACCACAUGUUGUGUUUUGGAUGUCGGUUUGCUGGUCAGCAGCAAUGGAAGUUAAUGUGCUGGUCACCAGUUUUUGUGUUUUAGAAGCUGGUAUGUCAGUUAAUUAGCAUGACCCUGCUGGGUGACCAGUUAAACCAGCACCAAAUCAGCAUAAACUAGCAUCAGCUUAGAAUAAACGUCUGUGCUGUUUUCUUUUUUCAUUAUUUGGAUUAUUUUGCUGCUUGCUUCCAUCCAUCUUGCAUUGCGUUCUGGGACUGUUUUAUGGAUAUUUUAAGGAUGCAUAUGAUUAUUACUUAGCCUUUGUAGGCACCAUAUUUUAGGAAUCUAAAUUGAAAUACCUUUUGCUGCAACUGAUACCUUAAAAAACAUUCCCAAUACAUUUAAUACAUGUUUCUACUGUAAUUAUUGUGUUCUAUACCAUAUCACAGGCUUGUCAAACUUGGUUCCUUAAAGGUGAUUUGUGUUUUUCUGAUUUAACACUCUGAAUUCAAUUAAUGAAGGCUUUGCAAUUUACUUGAUGAGCUGAAUCAGCUGUGUUUAAUGAAAAGGCAGAGGUGUGGCCUACCAGGACUGGAUUCUGUCAUAUGUGCUUUAUUGUCACUAGUAACAGUUGACCACAUCCACAUUAGUGAUUCAUUUUAAAGGCAAUGUAUUUGAGAACUUUAGAUGGGUUAGUUUUUGUGGUUUUGUGGGUCAGGUGAAUGAAUUUAACCUUUUGCAUGUGACAUGCAUUAGUAUCCUGCUGUUUUCUACUGUUAACACAUGACACUGACAAUAACUUUUGCUCUGUAAUUCAACAAAGUUUGCGGCAUAGUAGUGUUUUCAUAUUACACUAUUAAUCAGCUGUAUUUAGUGUGGAUAUACUAGGUGGAGUGCUAGAUCUGCUGUUUCCAGUGAUCCGAUGGCUGUCCUCAAGUUUUGUGUUUUAAGUACACAACUUGGAAGUCAUUUUAGAAGAGAAAAAUGGUAACAAGAAUAAUUUACUCUAAUGCUGAGCACUCUCUAUGUAUCCUACUCAAAUCCUUAUACAGAAUUCUAUGUGCAAGAACCUAAAAUGAAUAACUUGGGGGAAAAAAUGUUCUGAGGUUAAUUUUUAUUGCUCACAUAAAUUUUGUGCUUGUGAACAGGCCCAAAAUUCUUCACUUACUAGCUCACAAAGAGGUACUGAUGUUAGUCUGAGCUCUUUAGAAAGCUACACACCACUGAGCUGAUGCAGUCCAAAUUAUACGUUAUGUUAAAUGAUUGGCUGAAUGAAAUAAAAGUUUGUAUUUCAUUGCCAAGAAAAAAUCCAAAUCUGUGUACUUUUGACAUUCUUAGCCGUCUUUCUUUUUCAACGAUGCUCUAUGACAAUUUCCUGUGCAGGUGAAAAGCGGUUUUGUUUUCCUAUUUCAGAACCCUUAAAGUACCAACAUUAUUGCGCCUUAUUAAAAGAAAUAGAGCAUCAAGAGUAGAAGUCACAGCUUUUAAUCUUAUGCCAUAUUUUACACAGUACUAUCCACUCCCUUUAUCUUAGGGGGAAAAAAGGUUUGUUUGUGUUCUGUAGAGGUGUUAACUUCUUUAACUUACUGUAAUAAUGUGUAAACCAGUUACUCUUUUCGAAUGUUCGCCCCCAUCCACACAGUUCUAGAAUGUUCUUCCCCAUUCCCGUGGUUCUAAAAUGUUCUUCUUGGUUCAUUUGGCCUGUCAGUUCUUUUUCUGGAACAGAAUGAAGUCGACUGCCAGCAAUAGAAUGUAGGUGUCUGUUGGGGAAUUUUGGAUCAGUGUGCUCUGGGCUGUACAGGCUCUUAAAAGACAGCUCACCCCAACACAACAGUGCCAAUUGUUUAGAAAUACGAUCAGAGUACUGUUUAUAAAAAUUAAAAAAAACUUAUUUUUUUCAGUGCAGAUAUGAAUUGGCCCAUAAAUAUUUGUCAGCUUCUUGUACCAUUUCCUACUGUAGGUCUCUCAGCACCAACAGUCUGGGAGGAUGCUGAAUACAUGACACUGGCUUGUGACUAUGCAUACUCCCAACUGGUUGCUAGUAUUAGAGGAGAAAGUGACAUUCCUUCAAAGGAGAACAUGAGCAAAUUGCAUUGUUUAUCUAAAAUUAAUCAAAAUCAUUGUUGUAUAGGAGUUAAAUCCAGUUAUGGGGAUCUGAUGAUUUGAUUGGGUGGGGUGGGUUUUUCCUUUAGUUUUUGUUUCAUAUAUGAAAUAAUGCCUCUUAUCACCUGAUGUCUAAUUUUGUCUGUACUCUUCAAUGCUUCUGUGAUGUAUCAGAACAUCAGAGGUCUGAUCUCUGGAGUCUUUAGUGUGACCAUCUGACACUGCUGAACAUUCUUGUGACAAAUUAACUGACUGGUUACCAAUAAAAUGCAAUCACUUUAGGA
Molecule: messenger RNA, 5989 nt
Organism: Pygocentrus nattereri (red-bellied piranha)
Lineage: Eukaryota; Metazoa; Chordata; Actinopteri; Characiformes; Serrasalmidae
Gene: susd5
Product: sushi domain containing 5
Exons: 5
Coding region: 172-2304 (710 amino acids)
Biological process (GO): cell adhesion; Notch signaling pathway
Molecular function (GO): hyaluronic acid binding
Source: RefSeq, a predicted model, not a curated record